GCUCGCUCGCGGCUUGUGCUGCGGGAAGCAGAAGACGAGCCAAAGCGGAGGGAGGAAGACACGCGGGAGUCAAGGCAAGCCAUGAAAGUGGCAAAAGAGGAGGAGGAGCACAGAGUUGAUGCAUUGGAGUAUUUUAGAAGGCGGGCGGGCGGGCGGCGAGCGAGCGAGCGGCGAGCGAGCGGUGGCUUCACGAGGACAAAGUCGUCCGCGUUGUUGUGGUUGCUUGCCUCCCCGUCUCUAGCCAUUCUGUAGCCUGGCGCUCCAGACCUUCCAGCGAGCCAGCCAGCCAGCCAGCGGCAGCAGCAGCAGCAGCAGCAGCACGUGGAAGUCAAACAAGUGAGAGCGCAGACGCGGGCUGACAGGAAUGCCGCCAAAAGCCGGCAAACGGUACGACGGAGCCGCUCUGCUCUGCUCUCAUUGAUUUCAUUAGCUUCUCAUCUCACGUUUGUCACCCUCCUCCACUCCACCUCACCUCACCCACCCCACCCGACCGCUCGCUCGCUGGUUUGUAUUCCGUCCUCCCUCCCUCCUCCUCCUCCUCUGGCAUCCUCUCUUGCUCGCUGUGUCACACAAGCCGAAGCCGCCGCAGCAGCAGCAGACACUCUUCAAUGUCUUCGCGCUGAGUCGACAGCGCCGGAAGGGACCAACAAGUCGGCCGAGCGAACCUGCGCGGGGACACCUCGGGGGGGGGCCGGCGUGCUUCCGAGCCGAGCCGCAGCCAAAAGGGUGAUGAUGAGCCGGGUGUGGAUUUAGCCUUGAGCCUGGAGCUCCAUGUGGGCCGCAGCCCCGCAAGCCGGGCUGGGAAAUGACGCCGUUCCCGCGGUGGUAGGAGCCCUGUGGGCGGCGGUCAUGGCCCGAGAGGGGCGCCUUCACCCGUCAAGUCGGGCGCACUCUUUUGCUCUGCUGUCACGGACGCGCCUCCACGGCCUGAGGCAAGUGUGCGGCGUCCCCGGCGGGUCGCUGGGCCGAAGGGUCUUGUGGCUCCUGGCGCUGUGCGCUUCCCUGGGCCUGCUGCUGUCCUGGUCCUCCAACCGGCUGCUGCACUGGAUGUCCUUCCCCACCUACACCCGGGUCCACACGGAGUGGGCCAAGGAGCUGGCCUUCCCCGUGGUCACCAUCUGCAACAACAACCCCAUCCGCCUCUACAAGCUCACCAAGAGCGACUUGUACUUUGCCGGACACUGGCUGGGCCUGCUGCUGGCCAACCGCACCGUCCGGCCCCUGGUGCUGGACCUGCUGCAGGAGGACCGCGUGGGCUGGUUCGGCAAGCUGUCCGACUUCAGGCUCUUCCUGCCGCCGCGCAACUUCGAAGGCACCAACUUGGAGUUCGUGGACCGGCUGAGCCACCAGUUGGACGACAUGCUGCUGUCCUGCAAGUACAGAGGGGAACCUUGCGGGGCUCACAACUUCUCGUCCGUGUUCACCCGCUACGGCAAGUGCUACAUGUUCAACGCGGCCGAGGAGGGCAAGUCCCUGCGCAGCACCGUCAAAGGCGGCACGGGGAACGGCCUGGAGAUCAUGUUGGACAUCCAGCAAGACGAAUACCUGCCCGUGUGGGGCGACACAGAGGACACGGCAUUGGAGGCAGGGGUCCGAGUCCAAAUCCACAGCCAGGCCGAGCCCCCGUUUGUGCACGAGCUGGGCUUCGGCGUAGCGCCCGGCUUCCAGACCUUUGUGGCCACGCAGGAACAGAGGCUGAGCUUCCUGCCUCCGCCCUGGGGCGAGUGCGAGUCCAAGGCUCUGGAGUCGGGCUUCUUCCAGGCGUACAGCGUGACCGCCUGUCGGAUCGACUGCGAGACGCGCUACAUUGUGGAGAACUGCAACUGCAGGAUGGUGCACAUGCCUGGCGACGCGUCCUACUGCACCCCCGAGCAGUACAAAGACUGCGCUGAGCCCGCCCUGGCCAAGCUGUCGUCGGCGGAGAGCGGCGGCUGCAUGUGCCGCACGCCGUGCAACGUGACGCGCUACAACAAAGAGCUCUCCAUGGUCAAAAUCCCCAGCAAGACUUCGGCGCGCUACCUGCAGAAGAAGUUCAACAAAUCGGAGAAAUACAUCGCAGACAAUAUUUUGGUGUUGGACGUCUUCUUCGAGGCGCUCAACUAUGAAACCAUUGAGCAGAAGAAAGCCUACGAGGUGGCGGGCCUGCUGGGUGACAUCGGCGGCCAGAUGGCCCUCUUUAUCGGGGCCAGCAUUCUCACCAUCCUGGAGCUUUUUGACUACGCCUACGAGGUGGUACGGGACCGACUACUGGACCUCCUGAGUCGGGAGGACGAGGAGGAAGGCCGGCGACGGGAUGCGACUUCCUGUGACCCUGUGGCCAACCACUCGGAGUGCAUCAGCCACAGCGUGGCCGUGCCCCUGCAGGCCACCUUGGAGGAGAUUGCCUGCUGAGGCUUGGCUUGGCCUGGCCUGGCCUGGCCUGGCCUGGCCUGGCCUGGCCUGGCCCCGCCUGGCCCCACCUGGCCCCGCCUGGCCCCACCUGGCCCCGCCUGGCCUGGCCCCGCCACCCCCUCCCCUCCGUCCACUUUGAGGAGAGCCAAUCAUGAGACGCUAAAAAACCUCAGCCGAGCCAAAUGGGUCAGGGAGGGGCGUGGUGUGGCGUGGCGUGGCGUGGCGCGGGGUUCAGAGUUUGGAGACACACACCCGAGAAGCAUCCGUUGGUGGCUCAGCAGACACCAUAGUGAACAAAAACAAAGACUGAAAGCCACCAAAGCGCAUGCAUCACUCAUAAUGUGCCCGCCCAGCCGCCCGCCCGCCCGCUCACGUGAUGAAUGUACAGCUUCAACCUUGGAUUCCUCUUUCAGCUUUAAACGAAGAGACUAAUGGCUACUUUUUGUCGGACAAGGGAAAUAGAAAUUAGCCAGUGGAGACAGAAAAGAAACUUUCUUUUGAUUUGGAAUCAGUCCACCAAAGGCCUCAAGGGCGUACUCACACUAGGCAACAUUUCUUCUCCUCAUGUUGAUUUCUAUUAUGCGAGAUGGCAGAAUCAUAGCAUGAUGGGCCGGCCAUUGUCAUUGUUGAACAGCCUGGCUUUUUUUCCCUCAUUAUUCUGUUCUACCACUUGUGAAUGAUUGUGUCACUCCAAUGACACACGCAGACGUGAUGAGCAUCCAUCCAUUGGAAUGUUCUACCUGAGGAUUAGUCCUAUUGUGCAAGAUGGCAAUAAUCAAGAGUGCGGAGCCAUUGUGCCAUGAAUCGAAUGAUAGGUGAGCUAGCGAGAGUUGAGAAGAUUUCAAUUGUUCGGUCCACUUGUGUAGUGCGGUGGAGCAGUUAUGAUCGAACAAUGGCUGCAGAGAUGAGAGGAGCGAUGGCGCUAAUCAAACGCUCUGCUUUGCCUCUUUUUUAGCUGUGCAUUUGUGUUGUCAUUGAAUGCUGCUGUUUGCACUUUUUUGGACUCAAUGGAUUCUUUCUUCUCAUUUAUAUCGUGCACGAUGCUAGUUAUGGUACCAAGUGCCGUUACGAUGGCCUAGUGUGAGCACGCCCCGACAGAGGAACAGGAAGGAUCUUUGACAGGAUGCCCGCAGUCCCACUUAAAGUGAGUGGUGUGGCAAUGGCAGCCAGUGAACAAAAUGGUGAGCACGUCUUAAACCAAAACAUCCCUGACAACUUUUCACAAUUUUUUCCCCCCAAAACAAUAGCUCUGACAGAAUGUUUUUCUUCGUAUUGGUGUUGUUCAAAUAUGUUUUGAAGGUUUUACUGAGACACAAUGUUCUUCAGAGUUUUGGUGGACCGCUGCGCUCUGCUGCCUUGUGAUUGGCCCGUUGUGUCCUAAGCGGCUUAGAAAAAGCGUGCUUCUGGAAUACAGCAUCAGAAUACAGAUUUUUGUUUUUUUGUUCAAUUUCCACCAUCAAUCCCAGCAUGGUCUCUCCAUCUCGCUCGGAAUGGAUUCAUCACUGCACUUUUAAUUCUGAUUGGUCUUUCCCCCCUAACCCUAACCCAUGUGUCCGCUGCGCUUGACAGCCAGCGGCGUCUACGUGCUCCGCCUCGGCGCUACCUGGAACUGCUCGCCAUGCUCUGGCGCCGUUUUUGUGCCAAAGCGCCAACAUUGUGUUUGCGUGCGUGUGUGUGUGUGUGUGUUUUCAAUGUGAAACCAUUAAACAACACUUUUUUGUAACACGUGUCUUCUUCCCUUUGAUGUCAUUGGUGGUGAGGGGGUUUCCCCCGCACAAUUUUGCAGAUCUGAACUCUUGUUAUUUAUUUACAAUGGGAUAUCACCAAGAAAUUGUUAUCAAAACUUUGAAAAUGAUCUGUUCCAGGGCGUUGCAGGUUGCUCUAUUAUUUCUGGAAUCAUCUUACAAAAGCAAUAUGGACACUUUGAUUUUCAAUUUGUUGUUCCAAAGAGCAGAUGUGUCGCCACACAAAACUCUUCAUCCAUCAAGAAAUAAAAUUGCAAGCAACCAUG
Messenger RNA from Syngnathus acus (greater pipefish), 4402 nucleotides. RefSeq names its product acid-sensing (proton-gated) ion channel 2 (gene asic2). Gene Ontology annotation, biological process: sodium ion transmembrane transport. Lineage: Eukaryota; Metazoa; Chordata; Actinopteri; Syngnathiformes; Syngnathidae. The coding region runs from base 772 to 2391 and encodes 539 amino acids. Gene Ontology annotation, cellular component: membrane. The record is from RefSeq and is a predicted model, not a curated record. Gene Ontology annotation, molecular function: ligand-gated sodium channel activity. The transcript has 10 exons.